CCACGCGCUUCCUUGCAGUAGGAAUGCACAUUCUCAGGCCCCGCCCCAGACCUCCCAAAUCCAAGACCGGGGGAGGGGCGCCGUCUGUGCUUUGCUGCUCCUGCGGGUGACUGGGAGGCGCUCGACGGUGACAGCCCCUACCCUGGGGCUUCCUACGUCGCUCAGCCAUACCUGUCUAUGAUUCUUUGAGAACAUUAUAAUGUCCCUUUGUGCCUCUUCUCACAAGGAGUUUUCCUAGAUGUUACCUAUUCAAGACAUGGAUAUCAAAAACUCACCAUCUAGCCUUAACUCUCCUGUCUCCUACAACUGCAGUCAAUCCAUCCUACCCCUGGAGCCAGGCCCUAUAUAUAUACCUUCCUCCUAUGUAGAGAGCCACCAUGAAUAUUCAGCCAUGACAUUCUAUAGCCCUGCCGUGAUGAAUUACAGUAUUCCCAAUAACUCGGAAGGUGGGCCUGGUCGACAGACCACAAGCCCAAAUGUAUUGUGGCCAACUCCUGGGCACCUCUCUCCUUUAGCCAUCCACUGCCAGUCGUCACUUCUGUAUGCAGAACCUCAAAAGAGUCCUUGGUGUGAAACGAGAUCAUUAGAACACACCUUACCUGGGAACAGAGAGACAUUGAAAAGGAAGGCUAGUGGAAGCAGUUGUGCCAGCCCUGUUACUAGUCCAAGUUCAAAGAGGGAUGCCCACUUCUGUGCGGUCUGCAGCGAUUAUGCAUCGGGAUAUCACUAUGGAGUCUGGUCGUGUGAAGGAUGUAAGGCCUUUUUUAAAAGAAGCAUUCAAGGACAUAAUGAUUAUAUUUGUCCAGCUACAAAUCAGUGUACAAUAGACAAGAACCGGCGUAAAAGCUGCCAGGCCUGCCGACUUCGGAAGUGCUAUGAAGUCGGAAUGGUGAAGUGUGGCUCCCGGAGAGAAAGGUGUGGGUACCGCGUAGUUCGAAGGCAGAGAAAUUCUGAUGAGCAGCUGCACUGCCUGAGCAAAGCCAAGAAAAAUGGUGGGCACGUGACCCGCGUGAAGGAGCUGCUGCUGAGUGCCCUGAGCCCAGAGCAGCUGGUGCUCACACUCCUCGAGGCCGAGCCGCCCCACGUGCUCGUGAGCCGCCCCAGCACGCCCUUCACCGAGGCCUCCAUGAUGAUGUCCCUGACCAAGCUGGCUGACAAGGAACUGGUACACAUGAUCGGCUGGGCCAAGAAAAUUCCGGGCUUCGUGGAGCUCAGCCUGUACGACCAAGUGCGGCUCUUGGAGAGCUGCUGGUUGGAGGUGCUCAUGGUGGGGCUGAUGUGGCGCUCCAUCGACCACCCCGGCAAGCUCAUCUUUGCUCCAGACCUCGUUCUGGACAGGCUUCUGCAGCGAGAAAACUUGAACCUACUGAGGAUGAGAGGAAAAUCCGGGUAUCUCAGCUUAUUUCUAACAAGGGAUGAAGGGAAAUGUGUAGAAGGAAUUCUGGAAAUCUUUGACAUGCUCCUGGCAACGACUUCAAGGUUUCGCGAGUUAAAACUCCAACACAAAGAAUAUCUCUGUGUCAAGGCCAUGAUCCUCCUCAACUCCAGUGUGUACCCUUCAGCUGAGGCACCCCAGGAGGCUGACAGCAGCCGGAAACUGGCUCAUCUACUGAACGCUGUGACCGAUGCUCUGGUCUGGGUGAUCGCCAAGAGCGGCAUCCCCUCCCAGCAGCAGUCCGUCCGCCUGGCUAACCUGCUGAUGCUCCUUUCUCACGUCAGGCACGCCAGUAACAAGGGCAUGGAACACCUGCUCAACAUGAAGUGCAAAAAUGUGGUCCCCGUCUACGACCUGCUGCUGGAGAUGCUGAAUGCCCACACACUUCGCGGCAGCCAGUCCUCGGUCACAGGGUCCGAGUGCAGCCUGGUGGAGGAAAGUGAGAGCAAAGAGGGCUCCCAGAACCCCCAGGCUCAGUGAUGCCAAGCCCUGAGGUGUGGUCAGGCUGCAGAGGUCAGAGGCCGAAGCGUGAACUCCAGCACAAAUCGUGAGCCCCAUCAGGAGGGGGCGGGCUUCAUCGGCUUUCUGCUGUGUGAUCCCUCAUAUGGCCCCUCAGUACUAUCCUUCCCCGACCUCCCUACUUCCCGGGAGUCAGGGUGAGAAAGCCAGUGCUCCUUGUCACCAGGGGGCACGUUUGAGUGCAGCGUUUAUGUCUUGCUUGGCCUCAUGGGAUCUCAUUGUGGUCCCUCUCACUUCCCACCUCCCUCCCACCCUUUGGAAAACAUCUUCUUACAGCUUUUGGAAUGACUGGUGGAAAUCUGACUUGGAAGCGUUGUCAAGUAGAAAGGGGAGAGAACGUGGCACAUGCACAGGAAGGGGACUAACCCUUAUUGUGCCACUUAACCUGCCCACAGAAUUAGUCCUUUGUAUGCUGCCUCUGGACCACUUGAUUGUAGGAUUGAAAACCACGACGGCAGUCAACUAACUGGUUCCACACACCUAUCUCACAGGCCUGUGAGGACAGGUGUCACGUAUUGCUGUGACUCUAUCCAAGGCCAGAGGGAAUGUGACCUAGGGAACCAGUGGUCAAGCUGAGAUGCAAGCCACGUUCAUCCCCCAAGACCUUGCUGCCGCCUUCAUGCAGAAACCACUAGCGCAGUGUUC
This is a messenger RNA of Lagenorhynchus albirostris (white-beaked dolphin), 2599 nucleotides long. RefSeq names its product estrogen receptor 2 (gene ESR2). Bases 239 to 1915 code for a protein of 558 amino acids. The transcript has 12 exons. Gene Ontology annotation, molecular function: zinc ion binding; steroid binding; nuclear estrogen receptor activity. Lineage: Eukaryota; Metazoa; Chordata; Mammalia; Artiodactyla; Delphinidae. Gene Ontology annotation, biological process: estrogen receptor signaling pathway; cellular response to estradiol stimulus; regulation of DNA-templated transcription. The record is from RefSeq and is a predicted model, not a curated record. Gene Ontology annotation, cellular component: nucleus.